Molecule: messenger RNA, 315 nt
Organism: Nematocida homosporus
Lineage: Eukaryota; Fungi; Microsporidia
Exons: 1
Coding region: 1-315 (104 amino acids)
Source: RefSeq, a predicted model, not a curated record
AUGAAUAAGAUAGACUUUCUUAAUGAUGUCAACUGGAGAGACCAAUUCACCCUCAUAUUAGACCUAGACGACCAAAAGGACCUUACUAUUAGUUUAGGAGCCAGGACCGCGAAAGGCAAAGAUCUCCCAACUUGUGAUUGCCUAACUAUUGACACUAGCACUAACCUUUUAAACCAAGGCCAACCGUCUAGCUGCCCCCCAAAGAUUUAUGUUACAGGCCUUGCUGAAUACCUUGGGCCCAAUUCUUAUGAUAAGAGUGGCAAGCUCUUAGGCACUUUAUUACAGGUGUCCCCUGACAUUUCAACAUCUCCAUGA